This is a messenger RNA of Pyrus x bretschneideri (Chinese white pear), 1281 nucleotides long. Its product is annotated as exosome complex component RRP42. The transcript is spliced from 8 exons. The record is from RefSeq and is a predicted model, not a curated record. Gene Ontology annotation, cellular component: cytoplasmic exosome (RNase complex); nuclear exosome (RNase complex). Gene Ontology annotation, biological process: nuclear polyadenylation-dependent rRNA catabolic process; U4 snRNA 3'-end processing; exonucleolytic trimming to generate mature 3'-end of 5.8S rRNA from tricistronic rRNA transcript (SSU-rRNA, 5.8S rRNA, LSU-rRNA). The coding region runs from base 244 to 1107 and encodes 287 amino acids. Lineage: Eukaryota; Viridiplantae; Streptophyta; Magnoliopsida; Rosales; Rosaceae.
GCUAAAAGAAAAAAAAAAAAAAAAAAAAAAAAAAAAAAGCGGUCAGUAAGUCGCUUGCAGGUGCGAAAUUCGCCGAUACCCUAAUUUCAGAUUUUGGAAUCCCUAAACCCCAAGCCCUACAGCCUUUCCUCUGCAUUUUCUCUCAGCCGCAGCAACGCCGCCGCCGCCACCGCCACCGCCUUCGCCUUCUGUCACUGAUUAGGGCUUCGUCAGCAUUGUCUCUGCUCGUUAUUUAUAUCAGAAAUGGUGGGACUAUCCAUAGGAGAAAAGCAUUUUAUACAGGGGGGCAUUGCUCAGGACAUUCGUUCUGAUGGUCGAAAAAGAUUGACGCCUCGGCCCAUCAAUGUCAAAACUGGAGUCAUUUCCCAGGCAAAUGGUUCGGCAAGGGUCAGGAUGGGGGCUACGGAUGUCAUUGCUAGUGUGAAGGCUGAACUUGGAAGGCCUACUGCACUGCAACCUGACAAAGGAAAGGUCUUUAUAAAUGUCGAUUGCAGUCCAACCGCAGCACCAAUGUUUGAGGGUAGAGGGGGUGAGGAGCUGUCAGCAGAACUCUCGGUGGCUCUUCAACAUUGCCUCUUGGGUGGUAAAAGUGGAUCUGGUGCUGGAAUUGAAGUCUCCUCUCUGGUAGUUGUGGAAGGAAAGAUCUGUUGGGAUCUUUACGUUGACGGCCUUGUUGUCAGUUCAGAUGGGAAUCUUCUAGAUGCCCUAGGUGCUGCUAUAAAGGCUGCUUUGAGCAAUACAGGCAUCCCAAGAGUAAAUGUUGCAGCUGGUGCAUCAGGGGAUGAGCAACCGGAGGUUGAUGUAAGCGACGAGGAGUUUCUGCAAUUUGACACAUCUAAGGUUCCUGUCAUAGUUACAUUAACAAAGGUAGGUAAGCACUACAUUGUGGAUGCCACUUCAGAAGAGGAAUCACAAAUGAGCUCGGCUGUUUCAAUUUCUGUCAAUAGGCAAGGGCACAUCUGCGGGUUGACCAAACGGGGUGGUGCAGGCCUAGAUCCAAGCAUCAUUCUCGACAUGGUAUCCGUGGCAAAAACAGUUAGUGAGCAGCUGAUAAACACGUUGGAUUCUCAGAUAGCUGCUGCUGAAGCUGGUGAAGAUGAAUCGUAACAUAAUUAGAAUCUCUGAUAUAUCUAAGUAGGUGGUUCGAGCAGGUCCUCGCUAUAUGAAAUUUGUAAUUCCAAUACUUACACAGAGCUGAUGAAAACAUUUGAUUUGUUGUACGCACAUUUGGCACCUUAGGCUGUUAAAGAGUUAAGAGUUGUUGCUUUGAGAACUUUUGCA